ACAACCAGUUAAACAGCGACACUCGAGGCAGACGGUCAGCAACUCGACAAAAGAAUACUUUUAUAAUUUAUCGCGUUCUUCCGAUAUUUCACAAUGCAGUUUAAUAAAGUGGGCAUUUUUAUGGCCGCGAUAAUCGCAAUCAAUCUACAGGGAUCCCUUGCCAACAGUAUUAAUUGCACUACAACGGGCUCUGAAGCUCUCACCACCUGUGCAGACGAUAUAACUUCGUGUUUUAUUCAAAAAGGACAAGAUGGCACCGUGACACGUGGAUGCCUGCCAAAAGAUACAACCUGUACGGCGCCCGAUUGUCUGACCUGUGAGGGAAACAAUUGCAACUCGAAUGUGAAUCUGAUGUGCAGACAAUGCAAUGGCACCGAUACAGCAUGUUCCACCAGCAAUGUCACAACAUCCGCUGUUAUAUGCGCGGCAAAUCAAUUGUGUACCGCUGCCGUUAAUACGGAUGAGACUGUGUCGCGUGGUUGCGGCGAACAAUGUGCUGCCGAUAAUGCCACCUGCUUCAGUUGCACUACGGACAACUGCAAUCUGGCCAUUUUUCCGACGGACCGACGACAGUGCUAUCAGUGUACGGGUGAGGCAUGCAACACGGUGACCGACGCUAUGUUGGAGCCUUGUUCGCUGUACAAGACAGAGGGACAAAAGUGCUACACAAUUGGCACGAAUGCCAACACAAUGAUUCGUGGAUGCACCUCUGAUGCGGAUGCCAAGUGUACGACGACCACCGAGGAUACUAGCUGUUUGUUGUGUGACAAUGAGAAUGGUUGCAACAAUCGCACAUACGAAAGUGUGUUAAACAAAUGCAUCAAGUGCAGCAAUGAUGACACUUGCUUAAAUGCUCAAAACGCGGCGGACGCUCAAAAUUGUGCUAGCUCCAAUUACACACUGACCGCAGCCAGUUGCUACACACAACUCUUUGACAACGGUACUGUGGCACGUGGCUGUGUCAAUGAAUUGACUGAGACAUGCGACACUGAGAACGAUUGCAAAGAGUGCAGUACUGAUGCAUGCAACACGGAAGAAGGCACCUUCACAUGCUACGUGUGUCGCAGUGACAACGAUCCUGGAUGUCGUACGAUGACCAAUAUCCCUCCGUCACCCUGCAUAAACACAUCCCUGACCAGUACAGACUCAAAGCAAUGCCUCAGUGGCGAGUGGGAUGGCAUCGUUAUCCGUGGUUGCCUUAUUGAUGCGGGCGAGGUAAUGAAGUUCCAAUGUGUCUACGACGACGAUCGCUGUAUAGCCUGCAAGGGAGCCAAUUGUAACAAUAACACGGAGAAAUACAACAGCGCCGCUACCUUGCAACAUUUGGGUCUGGGAAUGCUGACAAUCUUCUUCUUAGUGCGAAACGUCGUUUUGUAAUCAAUUUGACUGCAGUCUAUCUUACUGUGUAUAAGCAUACAUAUUUCAAAUGUAUAUGUGAACAGGUGUUUGCCAUAUGUAAUGUUAUCUAUCAAUAUCAAACAACAGUACAAUAAUAAAUAUAUUAAAUAGAAAA
This is a messenger RNA of Drosophila albomicans, 1513 nucleotides long. RefSeq names its product major surface-labeled trophozoite antigen 417. NCBI's taxonomy places the organism in Eukaryota, Metazoa, Arthropoda, Insecta, Diptera, Drosophilidae. The transcript has 4 exons. The record is from RefSeq and is a predicted model, not a curated record. Bases 94 to 1377 code for a protein of 427 amino acids.